Manacus vitellinus (golden-collared manakin) is the source of this 3758-nucleotide messenger RNA. It is a transcript of the gene GATAD2B, whose product is annotated as GATA zinc finger domain containing 2B. Lineage: Eukaryota; Metazoa; Chordata; Aves; Passeriformes; Pipridae. The coding region runs from base 326 to 2104 and encodes 592 amino acids. Gene Ontology annotation, cellular component: NuRD complex. The transcript has 11 exons. The record is from RefSeq and is a predicted model, not a curated record. Gene Ontology annotation, biological process: negative regulation of transcription by RNA polymerase II. Gene Ontology annotation, molecular function: sequence-specific DNA binding.
GAAAACCGGCUCCGACCGGAUCGGAUUUUUUUUCCUUUUUUUUUAUUCCCUUUUUUUUCCCCUUCUCUUUUUCCCUUUCCCGCGAGGGCUGAUGGGAAGCAGUCCGUCAGCAUCCCCCUUUUCUUUUGUUUAAUAUCUCCAACGGCGCAUGAUUGGCAGGGAAGGGCCCGCUCGGAGCCGCUCCGGCUCCGGCCACGCUCCGCAGGGGGAUGGAUCCCCCUCCUUCCCGACCCCUGGCUCCUCCUGCCCCUUCCCGCUGCUCUCCCCCCGCUCCCAGCCUUAAUUUUCCUGCCAACUGGAGCCAGCAGCGGGAAUCUUGGACCUGAUGGAGCGGAUGACGGAGGACGCACUGCGGCUGAACCUACUCAAGCGGGGCCUGGAGACGGGGCCGGAGGAGCGCGAGGACGUCCUGGCCAAGCGGCUGAAGAUGGAGGGCCACGAGGCCAUGGAGCGGCUCAAGAUGCUCGCCCUGCUCAAGAGGAAGGACCUGGCGGGGCUGGAGGUGCCCCACGAGCUCCCAGGAAAGCCCGACGGGAUCAAGGGCUAUGAGGAGAAGCUCAACGGGAGCCUGAGGCCCCACGGGGACGGGAGGGGCUCGGCCCGGCCCGGCAAGGAGAACAUCAACGACGAGCCCGUGGACAUGAGCGCCAGGAGGAGUGACCCGGAGCGGGGCCGCCUGACGCCAUCCCCAGACAUCAUUGUGCUGUCGGACAACGAGGCCUCCAGCCCCCGCUCCAGCUCCCGCAUGGAGGAGCGGCUCAAGGCUGCCAACCUGGAGAUGUUCAAGGGGAAGAGCCUGGAGGAGCGGCAGCAGCUGAUCAAGCAGCUCCGGGAUGAGCUGCGGCUGGAGGAGGCCCGACUGGUGCUCCUGAAGAAGCUGCGACAGAGCCAACUCCAGAAGGAGAACGUGGUCCAAAAGACCCCUGUUGUCCAGAACGCUGCCUCCAUCGUGCAGCCGUCGCCGGCCCACGUGGGGCAGCAGGGCCUGUCCAAGAUCCCGGCCCGGCCCGGAGCCCAGGGUGUGGAGCCACAGAACUUAAGGACACUGCAGGGGCACUCGGUGAUCCGCUCGGCCGCCAGCUCGGCGCUGCCCCACAUGUUGAUGUCCCAGCGCGUCAUCGCCCCCAACCCGGCGCAGCUCCAGGGGCAGCGGCUACCGCAGAAACCCGGCCUGGUGCGGAGCAACACCCCCAGCAUGACCCCCACCAUCAACUACCAGCCGCAGUCCGGCUCGUCGGUGCCGUGCCAGCGCUCCUCGUCCUCUGCCAUCUACAUGAACCUCGCAUCCCACCUCCCAUCGGGUUCUGUGGCCCGCGUGUCAUCGCCGCUGCCGAGCCCCAGCGCUCUGUCCGACGCCGCCAAUUCCCAGGCGGCCGCCAAGCUCGCACUCCGGAAGCAGCUGGAAAAGACACUCCUGGAGAUCCCGCCGCCCAAGCCGCCGGCACCGCUGCUGCACUUCCUGCCCAGCGCCGCCAACUCUGAGUUCAUCUACAUGGUGGGGCUGGAGGAGGUGGUGCAGAGCGUCAUCGACAGCCAGGGGAAGAGCUGCCCGGUGUCCCUGCGCGUGGAGCCCUUCGUGUGCGGGCAGUGCCGCACGGAUUUCACGCCGCACUGGAAGCAGGAGAAGGGCGGGCGCAUCCUGUGCGAGCAGUGCCAGACGUCCAACCAGAAGAAGGCCCUGAAGGCCGAGCACACGAACCGCCUCAAGAACGCCUUCGUCAAGGCCCUGCAGCAGGAGCAGGAGAUCGAGCAGCGGCUCCAGCAGCAGGCGGCCCUGUCCCCCACAGCCGCUCCUGCCGUUCCCAGCGUUGGGAAACAGGACGGGAUCCUGCGCACCACACCGCUCCCGCAGGCCCCGCAGCCCCAGAGCAGCCUCCAGCGCGGAAUUCCCACCUCCGCCCGCUCCAUGCUCUCCAACUUCGCCCAGGCCCCGCAGCUCUCCGUGGCCGGGGGACUCCUCGGGAUGCCAGGGGUGAACAUCGCCUACCUGAACGCCGGGAUCGGUGGCCACAAAGCGUCGAGCCUGGCGGACCGGCAGCGGGAAUACCUGCUGGAUAUGAUCCCGCCCCGCUCCAUAUCCCAGGCCAUCAGUGGACAGAAAUAGCGCCCGCUGCCCCCACCCGCCUGCAGUGCCUGCACUGGGCCAACUGGGCCGGACUGGGCCAGACCGGGCCGGACUGGGGCCUCCGCUCCGGGGAAACGCGACGAGAAACCGGAAAAAAUCCCACCUGGGAAAACAGACAGACAGACAAACCGACCCCACCCCCACUUCAGACAGCACCCGCUCCUUCUCCCAGCCCCAGUUCCCUCGGUUUUCCAGCAGGGAUCGCUCCCUGGGCGUGAGGCUGGGGCGGCUCUGGCCGCUCGCCGCUGGUUUUGUAUUGCCGACGCUUUUUCCUUGUGUUGUGGAUUGUUUUUUUGCCCUUUUUUCCUUAUCCCCCCCCCCAUUUUCCUUCGCUCCCUGGAUGGUUAAAGCUUUUUUACCCCUUUUCCAGAAGAGACUUUGGCAGGGCACCUUCCCAGAAUUCCAGGCCCUAUGGGGGGGAAUUUAAGGGCAGCCUGUGCUGAUUCCGGGGGGAGUUGGGGUCCCAAACCCCCUUUGGCUCCGAUCCCAGGGGUCCCAAACCCCCUUUGACUCCAAUCCCGGGAGUCCCAAACCCCCUCAGCUCCAAUCCCAGGGUGUCACAGCACCGCAGCUCUGAUUCCAGGGUGUCACAUCCCCCUUGGCUCCAACCCUGGGAGCCAUAAAUUCCUUUGGCUCCCAUCCCAAGGGUCCCAAACCCCCUCAGCUCCGACCCCAGGGUGUCCCAACCCCCAGGGCUCCACAGAAGGAUCCACGAGAUGCUGAUCCUGACCCCUUUGGAUCCAAUCCCGGGGUGUUAAAACCCCCUUGGCUCUGCAGGAUCCAGGAGACGCCAAUCAUGACCCCUUGGAUCCCAUCCCAGGGAUCACAAACCCCCUGGGCUCCACAGAAGGAUCCAGGAGACGCUGAUCCCGACCCCUCAGAUCCCAUCCCAGGGCACCACAACCCUGUUGGCUCCGCAGAAGGAUCCAGGAGACGCUGAUCCCGACCCCUCGACUCAGAUCCCGGGGAUCACAAACCCCCUUGGCUCCAAUCCCGGUGUGUCCCAACCCCCUGGGCUCCAGAAGGAUCCAGGAGACGCCGAUCCUGACCCCAUGGAUCCCACCACUACCCUUUGGAUCCCAUCCCGACCCUGGGGCUCCCUCAUCCGGAGCCUGCUGGGUGUCCCUGGAUGUCCCUGGGGCCGACGGACAGAGCUGGACCCGCCCCUGGGGUUCCCUCCCUGUGACACAAAGGGACCCCUUGAGGUGCCACCCUGGGAUGUCCCUGUCCCUGUCACCCUCUGGGGCAGGUGGUGAAGCCAAGCUGGGUGGCCUCAGGCCUGGUGAGUCCCUCUGUCCCCAAUCCCAUCUCCAAUCCCGUCCCAAUCCCUGCAUGUCCUGGAGCCACUUGCCCAUGUCACCUGUGUCCCCUGGGAACGGUGACAGGGUGGCACUGGGGUCUCUGAUGUCACCUGUGUCCCCUGGGAACAGUGACAGGUGACACCAGCAUCCCCUGUGUCACCUGGGGGGGUCCCUGAAUGGCACCAGGGUCUCUGGGGUCCCCUGUGUCACUGGUGUCCCCUGGGGGUGGCACUGGGGGGUCUCUGGUGUCCCCAGGAGGUGUCAGGGACACCCCAAACCAAGGAAUGAGCCGUGAGAAAACGCUCGAUUUGCACUUAAACCUUCACGGGCCC